Molecule: messenger RNA, 2893 nt
Organism: Polyodon spathula (Mississippi paddlefish)
Lineage: Eukaryota; Metazoa; Chordata; Actinopteri; Acipenseriformes; Polyodontidae
Product: zinc finger matrin-type protein 3-like
Exons: 6
Coding region: 140-1186 (348 amino acids)
Molecular function (GO): nucleic acid binding; zinc ion binding
Source: RefSeq, a predicted model, not a curated record
AUUAGAUCGGCAUAUAAAUGUAACAGUAAUGCGGGAAGCUUAAUAUAUUUUACUUUUGAAGCCUGUUUCAACCCUGCCUUCCCCCCUCUUGCUGUCAGUGUAAGAGUCCAAUGGCUAGCUGUUGAAGGAUGCGGCGAAGAUGGCGAUGAAUGUGAAGAAUAGAGGUGCUUAUUUCCAAAAUAAUUACAUAAAUUAUACCUCUCAGCCUCCUAACUAUCGGAGUAACAGUCACUUUGUUCACAGGUUAACAGGUCCUGAUCCCAAAGUGAAACCUGUACUGAAUAUGUGCCAGCAACCACCUUUUCGACCGAUGGCUCCUUCCCAGCCUGACCCUCUCCAGUUCCCCUUGUCUACUUCACUGUCCUCAGGGCCACCUUCCCUGCAGCCGGUCCAGAGAUCCCCUCAUCCUCCGCCACAACCCCCCUGCCCCAAAUCCCUGCCACCCCCCCAGGAAGAGGAGACACAGGCUGUGGGGGAUCAGGACUCUACCUUGGAGGACCUCUGUAGGCCCUUGUACUGCAAGCUGUGCAAUGUCACUCUGAACUCUACACAGCAAGCACAAGCUCAUUACCAGGGUAAAAAUCAUAAUAAGAAACUUCGGAAUUUCUAUGCUGGUAGUCAGCAGCCGCCCCCUCUCAGAGUUCCAGAGGUGGUGGAGCCCCCUGUCCAGCAGCCCCCUCCCCCAGCAACAGUACCAGUGACUCAGUCAGGUUCCUUUAAGGCAGGUAGCCGGGUGAUUCUGGCUACAGAGAAUGAUUACUGUAAGCUGUGCGAUGCCUCGUUCAGCUCGCCAGCUGUGGCUCAGGCCCAUUACCAGGGGAAGAACCAUGCCAAGCGGCUGCGGCUGGCUGAGGCCCAGCAGAGAAGCACUUUCAUAGACACAUCACAAGCAAACCAAAGGCGACCAAGGAAAGAAGGGAACGACUUUAAAAUAAUGAAGACCCGCAGGAAUGCGUAUGUGCCUCAAAGCAUGCUAGGUCCCUACUAUAACCCGCGCCCUCGGCAACGAAUCCCACGGGACUUGGCGAUGUGUGUCACGCCCAGCGGCCAGUUCUACUGCUCCAUGUGCAACUCUGGGGCCAGCGAGGAGGCGGAGUUCCGGCUGCACCUGGAGAGCAAACAUCACAAGAGCAAAGUGUCCGAGCAGCGCUACCGCAGUGAGAUGGAAAACCUAGGCUAUACAUAAAGGGGACUGCAGCUGCCCUGACGUGCACUGCUUACAUAGACAAGGAUCACUAAAAGGUUCACAGGAUCUAGGGGCCAAACGGUACCCUGUCAAGGGACAAGACAAAUUAUUCUCUUCUAGACUACAUCUGGAAGUACUUGCUGGAUCGCUGCUGUUCUCUAUACAGUAACUGCAUGGUGUUGCUGUGUUUUUUUUUUUUUUGUACACACCAGCACCACCUGCUGGUAGGCCAUGAAUCAAACAUGUCCUUCCAGAUUUUCUUUUGCAAGCUGAUGAUGUGUUUUGACCUGAGUUUUAACGAUAUGAUACUAUUUGCACCUGAGAUAAAGUCUUCUAUUUUAAUAGACUGCUUCUCUCAGGAAAAAUCAAGCAAUCUCUCUUGUCAUGUCAGCUGUGAGUUUAGCUGCUUUGGGACCCUUAUAUAAAGUUGGUCCCCACAGCACCCAAUUCAGCAGAUGUUUAGAAAAAAGAAAAAGUAAAUUACACUACAAAAUUCUACCCAACCAGGUACCCUGCUGUGAGGCAAUACAGUUAGCUGGCUUUGCUCACGUGUAUAUAAAAGCAAUAUAUAUAAAAGCAGUUCAUUAUUACAUUUGUGGAAGACCUGUUACGUACUAAAAUAUGUGUGGUAUGACUAACACAAUCUAACCCAGCUAUGUCCUUGCAAAGCCGUACAGUUCACACUUCUUCCUCUGAAGGGAAACCACUUUCCCUUGCUUAUUGAUGAACCAUGGUAAAGCACACAGUUUUAAUUUCUGGCAGGAGAGGUUAUUAUUAUUUUGGAUCAUGUAUCCUUAAUAUAUAUUUUAUUAUGAAUGUGUCAAAUAUUUAUUUGUAACGUUCCAUUUUUAAAGUUUGAAAGAAAAUUAAAAAUGGUAUGUGGAAAACAUAUAACACAAUCUACCCAUACUCAUAAUGAAAACCAAAGCAUUGUGAAAAGUGGGGAAUCCUACUUUAUUUGGAACAUGACAAGACUUGACACUUUGGGGAGCUUGGUGGCACAUCAUCUCCUUCCCUGUCCUUGUGCCUUUUCUCUCUGGAGGCCUGGGUUUGGAUUCAGCUCAGGUAACAGUGAAAUGAGUUUGGUGGUGGUCUACACCCAGCCCAUCAUAAAUCCACUCCACGAUUAGUAGUCUUUGUUUGAGUUAGACCCAGAAGCAAGGUGGAUGCGAGGGGAAGCUCUCUUGUAGUCUGCUGGCCUAGCUGUAGUCGGUAUCAAAAGCUUGCAACCUUCCGGUUCCUGAGGUCAGUUCAUAGGUCAUUGGCCUUCAGGUUAUGAAAGGUACAACAGGCAGAGCUAUUUGGUAGCUUUAGUUUUUUCUUGUUAGGAGACAAAGGGCAACACAGUUCUAUGUGUAUGUAGUUUGUUCUAUUUGUUAUGUAUUAUUGAAGUAUGUAUUACACCAGCAGGGGCAGAGUGUUGCAGAAAGGCAGGUUAGUGGUUACACUCUGGUGUGCCAGGUAUACCAAGAUAUUAGGCAUGUUUCAGACAGCACUAUUGCGUUUCAAAAAGUGUCCACGAUUUCAUUACUGAAACACGAAAAUGAUACUCAAAGUUAAUCCAAACAAAAAGAAAAAUGCAUUAGUUAAGAUUUCUCGAUAUUUCGUAACGUUUCACACUUAUGACUUUGAAGUCAGUUUCAAAGCUCUUUUCAAAAUGUCCGCUCUAGUGCACUGGGGUUUGAGAUCGGGGGGGUGUCAAACAGG